Molecule: messenger RNA, 4429 nt
Organism: Poeciliopsis prolifica (blackstripe livebearer)
Lineage: Eukaryota; Metazoa; Chordata; Actinopteri; Cyprinodontiformes; Poeciliidae
Gene: tecra
Product: trans-2,3-enoyl-CoA reductase a
Exons: 11
Coding region: 568-1596 (342 amino acids)
Biological process (GO): very long-chain fatty acid biosynthetic process
Molecular function (GO): oxidoreductase activity, acting on the CH-CH group of donors
Source: RefSeq, a predicted model, not a curated record
AUGGGUGGUCUCAGGGUAGUGGGCUGGGGCACCAUGUGUUGGCAGAUGGAGAUUUUGCAACCAAGUGUGCAGCAAAACAGACAGGAUAUGUGUUUUGUUUUACAAGUCUAAUGAGGGCGUAUUGCAUGUGUCACUGAGUGGAGCUUCAUACGGCUUCCUGAGGUUACCAAGCUGGUGCUGAGCGAAUUGGGCGACUUAUAUUUAGCCUUGCAAAUGGUGCGCUAUGGAUUAUGUCUUGGGGCUCUCCAGUUUCGUCUUCGGUGCGUUUUGUUUCAUGCAACGACUGUGGAUGUCCAUGAGGUUGCUGUUCAGGUACUGAGCAGGUCUGUCUCAUAGUCUCAAACCAGCUCUUCUUUUUCAUUUAAACUCCAUCUCCUCUCUGAACCCUGGAAGAGGCUUUUUUUAUGUCUUUUCUGAAAUAUCAGCAGUUUGGAUCCUAAGAUUUUGCAAGACAAACUGUAGGUGUAUCCUGGGAACUUUUACUUUUAGUGUAACUAGGACAUCACAGUUUACUUCACUGUAUUUUAUUUAAUUUUUUUAAAGUUUUGGCUCAAACACCAUCAUAUCAUGGAUAUUCUAGCCUUAGAAGCAAAAAGCCAAAAUGGAGCAGAAGCUGAAAAGAAGCCUACACCCAAGCCAAAGCCAAAAGCGCCCAAGAAGACUAAAAGGAUUGUUUACUUUGAGGUGGAGAUCUUGGAUUUUAAGACUAAAGAGAAGUUGCUGUUGCUGGACAAGGUGGAACCAACAGCCACAGUUUUGGAUAUUAAAUCCUUGUUUCACAAAUCAUAUCCAAAGUGGUAUCCAGCCAGACAGUCUCUGCGUUUGGAUCCAAAGGCCAAGUGUCUGAGGGACGAGGAAGUUCUCCAAACGCUACCUGUGGGAACCACAGCCAGCUUUUAUUUCAGUGACCUGGGACCCCAGCUCACAUGGGGAACAGUGUUUUUAGCCGAAUGCAUUGGUCCGUUGAUUCUUUACCUAAUGUUCUACUUCCGCCUUCCCUUCAUUUACUCUCCAAAGUAUGAUUUCACCAGCAGCAAGCACUGGGUUGUGCACUUGGCUUGCUUAUGUCACUCCUUCCACUACAUCAAGAGGGUUUUGGAGACUCUGUUUGUCCAUCGUAUCUCCCAUGGGACCAUGCCUCUCAGAAACAUAUUUAAGAACUGUGGCUAUUACUGGUGCUCUGCGGCUUGGAUGGCAUAUUACAUCAACCAUCCACUCUACACUACACCCUAUUAUGGGCAGCAGCAGGUGAAUGCUGGCCUUUACAUUUUCCUGUUCUGCCAGGUAGGAAAUUUUUCAAUCCACAUUGCACUGCGUAACCUCAAAGCUCAAGGUUCAAAAGUCAAGAAAAUACCUUAUCCAACAAAAAAUCCCUUCACAUGGAUUUUUUGGCUAGUCUCUUGUCCCAACUACACAUAUGAGCUGGGAUCCUGGAUUGGCUUCACGGUGAUGACCCAGUGCGUGCCCGUGGCGUUCUUCACCAUCGUGGCCUUCGUCCAGAUGACUGUGUGGGCGAAAGGAAAACAUCGCAGCUAUUUAAAGGAGUUUAGAGAUUAUCCCACCCUCCGCUCUUCCAUACUGCCCUUCAUCCUGUAAUAGAGUCUGGGGAGGAGAACCGUCAUUCCUGCGCACAUCCAUGAGGUUAGGGGUGAACAGGUGCAUCUCCAUAAAACAGAAUACCACAAAAGAGCUUAUGUGUUUCAGAAAUCCAAUCCAAACAGACAAAUGUAAAUUCAUACAACUCUGACUGUGGACUUGAAAAAACUGUGGACCAAUAUCAGCAGAUGAAGAUACGGUUCUCCAAAUCACUUAGUGUGAAAACUUCACAUUGGACCUUGAAUGGCUCAAGAGUGGCUUAACAUAACUAAUUCAGCAACUCUAACUCAUGUUCAUGAGAGGUCUGUGCGUGGCACUGACUCCAGCUGCAGUAAAUCUCCCCUAUGCCCUUAAACAGUCAAAAAAAUUAUUAAUCAAAACUACCACUAUCAUUGUUUGUGCACAUUUUUCCACCACACUUUUUCCUUUCGUUCAACUUUCCCACUAUAUGUUUGGAUAGAGCACGUUGAAUGGCCAGCUUCUUUUGCUUACCCUCCAGUGAUCAUCAAUUCAUUGUGUUUUAAAUGGCUGAGGCAGUGAAGUUUGGGUUUUCAUACAAUAUGAGUUAAAAUAAUACAUACAUUUAUCUGUGACAAAUUAUGUAUGACAUUUAAUUUUACUUUUUGAAAGCAUUUGACAAACUACACCAUGUUCCAAAUUAUUAUGCAAAUUGGAUUUAAGUGUCAUAAAGAUGAAAUUUUUUGUUGUGCUAUUGAAUUUAUAAAUGGUAUUGUGUGUCAGGGCCACUGUAUGAAUCACUAUAAUUAAUUUCAGAGAGCUGGGUUGAUUGGUUUGUCUGGUCAGCUCAAUUAAAGGAAAUCUACCUAAGAAGGAUGUUCCACAUUAUUAAGCAAGCCACAGUUUGUAAGCAAUAUGGGAAGGAGAAAGGAUCGCUCUGCAAAUGAAAAUCAUCAAAUAGUGCAGUGCUGUAUGACAAAAUAUGAAAACAUUAGAUAUUUAACAAAAACUGAAGCGUUAUCAUACUGUGAAGAGAUUUGUGGCUGAUUCAGAACAAAGAUGAGUUUGUACAGAUAAAGGCUUAAUGAUGAAGGUUUCUGUAAGACAAAUUCAUCGGAUUAAGAGAGCAGCUGUUAAAAUGCCCUUACAAAGCAGCAAACAGUUAUUUGAAGCUGCUGGUGCCUCUGAAACCUCAAGGUGGAGGAUCCUCCAGAGGCUGGCGGUGCAUUAACCUACUGUUCUGCCAUCCCUAACCAGUGGUCACAAGCAGAAACGGUGGCAGUAGGCCACGCUGUGCAGGAAGAUUAAUUUUCAAACAGACUUGUUCACUGAUGACUGCUGUAUAACCCUGGACAGUCCAGAUGGACGCAGUAGUGGAUUAGUGGUGGAUGGCCACUACAUCUCAACAUGGCUGUGACAUCAGCAAGGAGGUGGUGGUGUCAUUCUUUUGGGCUGAAAUUAUGGACAGAGAGCUGGUCGGCCCCUUCAGAGUCCCUGAAGGCGUGAAAAUGACCUCAGCAAAGUAUAUGGACUUUCUGACUGAUCACUUUCUUUCAAGUAGCAAAAUCAUCUUCAUGCAUGACAAUGCACCAUCCCAUGCUGCAAUGAAUACCACUGUGUCAUUGGCUGCUUUGGGCAUAAAAGGGGAAAAACUCAUGGUGUGGUCACCAUCCUCCUUUGACCUCAACCCUAACCCCACCCCUGACCUUUGGAAUAUCCUCAAGCAGAAGAUCUGAGGGUGGAAUGCAGUUCAUAUCAAAACAGCAGCUCUGGGAAGUUAUUCUGCAAAGAAAUUCAAGCAGAAACUAUCCACAAACUCACAAGUUCAAUGAUGCAAGAAUUGUGCGGGUGAUAUCAAAGAAGGGGUCCGAUGUCUACAUGUAACUCAGCUGGUUAAAAUGUUUUUGAUUGAAAUAACUUUUGAUUUUAGUACAUGUGAUCACUUAAUGCUGCACAUUGAAAGAAUGACCGUUUCCAGUUCUUUAUAAUCCAUAAAAUGUUCAGAAAAUCUGCUGUGCAAAAUAAUUUGGAACAGUGCAUUUUGAGUGUUUUUUAUUUUUGAAAAAAAUACUGUUCUCAUGGGGAGCUUUGUUCAGUAAAAUUUGAUCUACACUGUAAUAGUUCAUGACUUGAAAAUUAUACUGACCAUUUGCAUUGACCUUUUAAGAAAAUCUGAGAAAAUAUCACUUGCAUAAUAAUUUGGAACACGGUGUAAACUUUUUAAUGGCGUUCUAAUUCAAGGAGAUGCACUGUAAAUGGAUUUUGUUCUUUUUUUUUUUUUUUUUUUUAUCCGGCUGUUGGACUUUUAUGGGCAAAUAAAAGGCAGCAAAUUGCAGUAAAGUCUUAUCAUAAAGUGUGUAAUUUAGUGAAAUGUCUCAUUUUGUAUUUUGCUACUUUAAGUUUUAAGACACCCAUUACAAAUUGCUCCAAAUAUAUUUAUGUUUAUACAAAGAGAGAGAUGUGUGGAAAACAGUGACCCCUUCUUGAUUUUAAAUUUUGAGUGUUUAUUACACUGUUUCAUGUUCUGAAAACACUGAGCAUCAAAAAGGAAAGACAGGACGGAGGCAAGCACUUUUUCAUAUUACUGCAUAAAUAAAUAAAUUAAAAAAAACAUUGGACACUUAUCCUUAAGAUAGGAAAAGAAGUGGCUAAUUGUGUUAGUUUAACUGCUGGCAGCCUGGAGCUGCUAUCACGACAAAAUGUUAGACUGAUACUCCCGUGAUGCAAACUUUACAAGAUUUUUCAGAAAAAAAAAUUAGCCGAAAUUUGUUUCAGCUAAAUGUUUUCAAAGUUUGGAAUAUUUUCCUCAUUCAUGCAAUGAAACUGCUUGUUUUCCCCAGAGAGGUUCUAAGUGAAUAAACAAUCAAAAAAUCAA